Penicillium malachiteum is the source of this 1182-nucleotide messenger RNA. RefSeq names its product alpha/beta hydrolase. The record is from RefSeq and is a predicted model, not a curated record. The transcript is spliced from 2 exons. Bases 1 to 1182 code for a protein of 393 amino acids. NCBI's taxonomy places the organism in Eukaryota, Fungi, Ascomycota, Eurotiomycetes, Eurotiales, Aspergillaceae.
AUGCUUUCUUCCACAAUUGGGGUGUUGCUUCUAGCGGCCGGCAUUGUUUCUGGGAAAACUUGCUACAAUGUUACCGUCCCGGUCUCCAUCUCUGCCCGCAAUGGUGUUUUUGACGGCAUCAAUACACCCACCACCAACACAGAUGCGACAGCGUUUGUGUUGAAUAUUACUCGCCAAGGAAGCAACUUCACUGAUGAUGCUUUGACCGACUAUGAUACUGUAUCUGGACGCUACAAUAUCUCAACUCAGUACUGCGCGCCGAAUGGUACCAUGAGCAACGGCACCACUUUGCAAAUCUUGACUCAUGGCAUCGGACUUGAUAAGAGCUACUGGGAUCUCCCCUACAGCAACUUCAACUACUCCUACGUUGACUAUGCUCUGUCACGAGGCUUUCAAACCCUCUCAUAUGAUCGCCUUGGUCUUGGCAACUCUUCCCACGGCGAUCCAAAGAACGAGAUCCAGACAUUCCUUGAAGUUGAGGCUCUUGCUCAGAUCACCCGCAUGAUCCGCAACGGUUCUGUGCCUGGAAUCCGUCAGAAGCCCUCCAAGAUUGUCCAUGUGGGCCACUCCUACGGAUCUGCUCAGACAUACGCAUUGGUAGCAAAGUACCCCAGCCUCUCUGAUGGAAUUGUCCUUACUGGAUUCUCUCUGAACUCUUCUUUCACACCUCUCUUCCUUGCUGGUGCCAAUUUCCAGCAAGCCAGCCAGAACCGCACUACUUCGACUCAGUCGAGUAACAAAUACAGCCCAGGGUAUCUGAGCAGUGGAAAUGCUGGUAACUGCGAGUUCCUCUUCUUCUACCCAAAUUACUUUGAUUCUAAGAUUCUUGCCUACGCCGAGCAAAACAAGCAGCCUGUUACUGUUGGUGAGCUCUUGACUAUGGGUAGUCUGCCUACCACCAACGACUUCACUGGUCCCGUCUUUGUCAUUGAUGGUUCCAAUGAUGUGCCUUUCUGUGGUGGCAAUUGUACUGCAACUGGAGGCAAUGGAACUUCCAUUGCGGCUAGUGUUAAGGAUGCUUUCCCAUCGGCCAAGACCUUUUCAUCCUACAUUCAACCCAACACUGGUCAUGGCCUGAAUAUGCACUACAAUGCCACUGGUGGCUACAAGGAGAUUGCUGAUUUCCUCCAGAAACAGGGCUUUGCUGCGAAGAUGAAGAUGAAGAAGAAGACUCGAAACUAG